This is a messenger RNA of Drosophila obscura, 1769 nucleotides long. Its product is annotated as 4-coumarate--CoA ligase 3. The transcript has 4 exons. Gene Ontology annotation, molecular function: long-chain fatty acid-CoA ligase activity. NCBI's taxonomy places the organism in Eukaryota, Metazoa, Arthropoda, Insecta, Diptera, Drosophilidae. Bases 51 to 1655 code for a protein of 534 amino acids. Gene Ontology annotation, biological process: fatty-acyl-CoA biosynthetic process; long-chain fatty acid metabolic process. The record is from RefSeq and is a predicted model, not a curated record.
UGGUGGGGUGGUGGGCCGUCAGUAGCAAACUUGAUUUUGAUUCCAGCAAUAUGACGGCCCGGGCCAUCUUUCCGACAUCCUACGACAAGGAAACGAAGAUCUGGAGCGGCGUGCCCAGGUCCACGCUGUACGACUACAACUGUUCGGUCGGCCAGGUGGUGUACAACUCCCUGAAAUGCUGGGCGACCAACGUCCUUCAGAUCACCGCCGACGACGACACAGUCCUCACCAAUGGCGAUGUGCUCGCCCUGGCCAGCCGCAUUGCCCUCUACUUCAGGGCCGAGGGUCUGACCCACGAGGACAGGGUGGGGAUCAUUGGCAGGGGCAGCACCUACGUUAUGCCCGUGGCGACCGCUUGCUUCUUCAACACGACCCCCUUCCAUGCCAUCAACAGCAGCAGGGAGCCACAGGUUGUCGCCAGACUCUACUCCGUCACCAAGCCCAAGAUCAUGUUCUGCGACGCCUCAGACUAUGAGACCAUUAAGGACAUCUGCAAGGACUGGGCGCCGAAGAUCAUCACCCUGACGGGUCGCGUGGAGGGUGUGCCCAGUGUCGAGGAUCUGAUAAAGCCCCAUCCCGCAGAGGCAAGCUACAAGCCUACGCCUCUGGCUACUGGCGGCGAUCAAACAGCGGUGGUGCUGUGCUCCUCGGGCACCGCAGGCCUGCCCAAGGCUGUGAUGCUCUCGCAUCGUCACCUCUGCAGCACCAAUUCCUUCUGCUUCAGCUACGAUGUGCUGUACACCAGCGCCUCCAUUGAUUGGAUGACUGGAUUCUCGAUCAUGGUAAUGAGUCUCAUAUACGGACUCACCCGCAUCGUUUCCGAACAGCCCUUCAGCGCCGGGAAUGCCGCUGCCAUCGUGCAAAAGUACAAGGUCACCUGCAUCGCGAUGGCACCGUGGCAGGCCUACGAGCUGUACACCAGUCCCCUGGCCACCGCGGAGACUCUGCAGAGCCUGAAGAUCUCCUUUGUGAUCGGCGGCUGGAUAUCGCUGGCCCUGCUGCGCAAGUGCCAGGCCCUGCUGCCCAAGUGCUACAUCAUGUUCUCGUAUGGCACCACCGAGACGGGCAUCGUGACUGUCAACAUCGACCAGAGUCUGGAGAACUCCGUGGGCCGCCUGGGGCCUGGCAUGCGGAUCAAGAUCCUCGGCGAGAACCGACAGCCGCUGGGCGUCAACGAAGUGGGCGAGGUGCUCAUCGACAUCGGGCUCAAGUGGUUGGGCUACCUGGACAACGCGGAGGACACUGCCGCCACCCUGGAGGACGGUUGGAUCAAUCUUGGGGAUCUGGGCUACUUCGACGCGGACAACAACCUGUAUCUGGUGGACCGCAAGAAGGACCUGCUGAAGUACAAGUCCAAGCACUACUGGCCCAACGAGAUCGAGCAGAUCAUCGCCGAGCUGCCAGAGAUCGAGGAUGUGUGCGUGGUGGGCGUGCGGGAUGAGCGCUACGGCGACGCGGCCGGCGCUUUGGUCAUCCGAAAGGAGGGCCUCGAGAUCACCGCCCAGAAGAUCAUCGAUUAUGUGGCCCAGCGGGUGGUCGUGGACUACAAACAGCUCAAUGCCGGCGUUGUCUUCGUCGACCACAUCCCGACGAAUGUGAAUGGCAAGGUCAUGAGGAGUGAGGCCCGAAAUAUCUUCGAUGAGCGCUCCAAGUGAUUCGAUCUCUUCACUCGUACACCAAUAGGGAAUAUCAUAUAAAUUUUUAGCAUACAAAUUACCAAAAGAAGAGCAUUCUUUGUGUUCGAAUAAACAGAACUUAAAUCGUUAUAA